CUUUUCACCUCGUCUAAGUCUCUGAGCAUUCAUGUCCUCUCCCAGUGAGAAUAGGUUACUGUUACUUUCAGAGUUCGGCGACGCUACGCUCUCUGCCUACGGUGCUUCCUUGAACACCAAUGACAACCCAGAGUCCAUCUCCAGGAAUGUGUUGGAGAGAAAUAUUCUGCGAAAGCUAGAUUUCAGAACAGCGUAUCUUGUUCUUAUCUACAUUUUGAAUCAGAUGGAUCGACAUAAUGCUGCCGCUGCAAGGCUUCGUGGUUUCGAGGAAGACCUCGGCAUGAGAGGCAAACAGUUCAAUACGUUGAUCAGCAGUCUAUACAUAGGUUAUUUGUUCACGCAAACACCUUCAAAUCUUAUUCUCACUCACAUAGCGAAACCAUCGCUGUAUCUGUCAAGCUGUGUGUCACUAUGGGGUCUCCUGACCACUUUCAUUGGAAUAUCCACGAACUACUACCAAGCACUUUUCCUACGCUUUCUGAUAGGAUUCCUAGAGGCUACCUUCUAUCCCGGUACUGUCUAUUUGCUUUCAAGAUGGUAUAAACGAGAAGAACUUGGGUACAGGGCCGCGUUCUUCACAGCAGGAAUUGGAGUUAGCAAUGUUUUUGGUUCUUUGUUUGCCUCCGGAAUUCUGGCGACCAUGGAGGGCGUUCUCGGCUAUGCUGCCUGGAGGUGGCUGUUUUUAAUAGAGGGCUAUUUAACAGUUUUUGUCGGCGUCUGUGGGAUGUUCAUACUUCCUGACUUUCCUUCGGGCUCUGCGCGUUGGCUCACUCCUGCAGAGCAUGCUCUUGCUCGGAAGCGAAUGGAGGAAGAUUCAGAAGGUCAUGGUGCCGCUGAGCCUACGUCAUCCGGCCGCUUUUCUGAUGUCCUUUCAUUGGUGAAAGAUCGGAGAGUGUGGUUGGUUGGUACGGCAUUGUGUUGCUGUAAUACAUCUCUGUCCUUUAAUAUGUUCUUUCCAACAUUGGUGGCCACAAUGGGGUACUCGCCUACCAUUAGUCUUCUGCUAUGUGCACCACCGUGGGUUGUGAGCACAAUUACCGCAAUUAUUGUUGCACGUCAUUCUGAUGCGACGCGUGAACGCUUCGGGCACACGGCCUUUGCGUUGUCGAUGUCAAUUACGGGAUAUAUUCUAGCUAUGUCUACGAUGAAUAUCACCGUUCGCUACCUCUCAUUGUUUGUCCUGGCUCAGUCGCAGGUCUCAAAUGGUGUCUUGUUAACGUAGAUCAGUAACACAUUCGCUCGUUCCAGCUCCAAGCAAGCAAUUGCAAUUGGGCUCAUUCACUCCAUUGGAAUGUUGGGAAGUGUCCUAUCGCCGUACAUCUGGGUAUCAAGCUGGGGCCCGACAUAUAACAGCUCGUUCCGCAUCUGCGUUGCGUUAGCCAGCAUAGCUAUAAUACUGUGUUGGAUCUUUAGACAGCAUCUUGAGCGGUUGAAUAAAACUGCCGAAGCGGAAGAGCGUGAGCUGCGCCUUCCUAAAGGUUAUAGGUACCUAUUGUAGCUUGUCGUGGAGUGUACUGGUGACCAUAAAG
Messenger RNA from Suillus subalutaceus, 1529 nucleotides. RefSeq names its product major facilitator superfamily domain-containing protein. NCBI's taxonomy places the organism in Eukaryota, Fungi, Basidiomycota, Agaricomycetes, Boletales, Suillaceae. The transcript is spliced from 11 exons. Gene Ontology annotation, cellular component: membrane. Gene Ontology annotation, molecular function: transmembrane transporter activity. Gene Ontology annotation, biological process: transmembrane transport. Bases 32 to 1222 code for a protein of 396 amino acids. The record is from RefSeq and is a predicted model, not a curated record.